CUUUAUUUUUUCUUUUAUAAAUUCAAACAACAUAUGGACAAUUCAUUAUUGGAAACCCUAAAAAAAUCAGAACUUGACCAAUAUUACAAUAGCUUUUUAUCCUAUGGAAUAUCACAGUUGGAUACUCUAGUACAGAUAUCUAUGCAAGAUUAUGGUAGUCUAGGUAUAAAUUCUAUUCAAGAUAGAAAGAGACUAUUCCAACUUGUUCAAACACUCCGUCAACAAGACCUCAACGUGCCUUCUUCACCCAACCCUUAUCCCACUAGUGGAAUCACAGAAUCGUCUACCAUGUUAUCAUUUUCUGCAUUGAAACCCCAACAACAGCAACGUAAAUUGAAAAACAACAUGAUUGGGCUUUCUAGUAUUUCAUAUGUAAAGAAGAGCCCAUCGAGAGAGAUACCUUCCAUUUCUACCAGUGUCUCUUCACCUAGAAUCUCUAGUGGUACUUGCAAAUCCCCAUUCACUGCAAAAAGACAGCAAUUACCUGUUUUUAUUCGUAAGCAGCAACAGGAAUUAGAAGAGGUGGAAGACGAUGAUAGGGAAAUAGUAAAAAAUAAUGGAUUUCAUAAUGCAUAUGGUGUUCCUGCUAUGAAACAAUCAAAGAAAGCUGUAGCACAGAGCGAUCUAAAUCAAAAAAUUCGUGUUUGUGUUAGAAAAAGACCGCUUUCAAAAAAGGAAAUAGAAAAAUGUGAAAAGGAUAUCACGCCUGCUGCUAGUGUCAGAACUGUGCAUGUGAAUGAACCAAAAGUCAAGGUGGAUUUAACAAAGUACAUUGAACAACACACUUUUAACUUUGAUGAUGUAUUCGACAUAGAAAACACAAAUGACUAUAUUUACGAAAGAACGGCUCAACCAUUGGUAAAAUACAUUUUUAAUGGGGGCAAAGCUACUUGUUUUGCAUAUGGUCAAACGGGAUCCGGUAAAACAUACACCAUGAUGGAUCCCAAGCAUGGUCUGUAUAUAUUAGCUGCAAAAGAUAUUUUUAACAUGUUGCAAUUGCCCGAAUACCAGCAUUUGUGUGCAUGGAUUGGAUUUUACGAAAUUUAUCAAGGCCAACUUUAUGAUUUAUUGGCAAGUCGAAAGAAGCUUUUUGCUCGAGAGGAUGGAAAACAAAAUGUUGUCAUUGUUGGAUUAAAAGAAUAUUUGAUUAAAAAUGUUUCUGAUUUGAUGCAAGUAUUCGAAUACGGUAAUCAAGUUAGAAGUACAGGAAGUACUGGUGCAAAUUCGGAUUCUUCUCGUUCCCAUGCAAUCUUACAAGUCUUACUUAAGCCGACUUCCAAUAAAAAAAAGUCGAGCUUGAUCCCACCUAUUGGAAAACUAAGCUUUAUUGAUCUAGCCGGAAGCGAAAGAGGUGCUGAUAGAGGAGAGACUGAUCUGAAAACAAGAAUGGAGGGUGCUGAAAUAAACAAGAGUUUGCUAGCCUUAAAAGAAUGCAUCAGAGCCUUAGAUCAAGAUAAACGGCAUACGCCAUUUCGACAAAGUAAACUCACACAAGUCUUGAAGGAUUCAUUUGUCGGAAAUUCUCGUACCUGUAUGAUUGCGACUGUGUCACCAAAUCAAUCUAACAGUGAACACACGCUAAACACAUUAAGAUAUGCAGAUCGCGUUAAAGAACUUAAAAAUGGAACUGUGACCAAUAUUGAUCAACAACAGCAACAACAACAACAGCAAUUACAACCGCCCAUCAACAUCAGUCCCAGUAUAAAUAGCGAUAGUCAAUCUUCUUCGUCUUCUUGCCUAUCUUCUUCAGAAGAUGAUGAACUAGACCAAGACUUAUUUUUGGAUGAUGAAGACUUUCCUUCUAAUAUAAUUGAGGACCACUUUUUACUGGACACAGAUUUUCCCAUUAUUGAGCAACAGUCCUCUCCACCCAUCACACCGCCACCCAUAUCACAACAGCAUACGUUUCAUACCGAUAUUAUUGAAGAUUUUCUUGCCCAACACAGAAAUGAAAUUCGUACUACCAAUGAAUGUUCUAAAAAGGAAACGCGGUAUUUAACCAACGUAUCACUAGGCUUAACAACAGAUAAUAAGCUCCAAAUGUCGAAUGAAUUUAUUGAUUACUUGGGUAAUCUGGACGAUAUUCUUGAAAGAAAAAUGAUUGCUAUAGAUGCUCUUAAAGAAAAAAUUCGAUUAGUAUUAGGUGAUGCAGAACAAUUUGUGUCAAUGGGCUGAGCAGUGAAUAUCAGUGUGUGUGUGUCCUUUUGCAUCAAUUUUUUUUUUUUUUUUUUUUGUUACUUAAUAAAUAUUUUGUGCUCCUUUUUUCCCUUUUCUUCUUUUACUUUUUUUUUUUACGAAAAACAAAAAAAUGAUGUCAAGUACUUCUCCUUCUGGUGUUGGUAUAGCACACUUGCCUAACCAAAAGCAUAAAAUUAUUUCCAAGAAAGGUGCUCAUUACACCUUAAUGGUGUGUG
Molecule: messenger RNA, 2414 nt
Organism: Mucor mucedo
Lineage: Eukaryota; Fungi; Mucoromycota; Mucoromycetes; Mucorales; Mucoraceae
Product: P-loop containing nucleoside triphosphate hydrolase protein
Exons: 8
Coding region: 34-2175 (713 amino acids)
Biological process (GO): microtubule-based movement
Molecular function (GO): microtubule motor activity; ATP binding; microtubule binding
Source: RefSeq, a predicted model, not a curated record